Varanus komodoensis (Komodo dragon) is the source of this 6272-nucleotide messenger RNA. It is a transcript of the gene MOB1B, whose product is annotated as MOB kinase activator 1B. The transcript is spliced from 6 exons. NCBI's taxonomy places the organism in Eukaryota, Metazoa, Chordata, Lepidosauria, Squamata, Varanidae. Gene Ontology annotation, molecular function: protein kinase activator activity. The record is from RefSeq and is a predicted model, not a curated record. Gene Ontology annotation, biological process: hippo signaling; positive regulation of protein phosphorylation. The coding region runs from base 807 to 1331 and encodes 174 amino acids. Gene Ontology annotation, cellular component: cytoplasm; nucleus.
GUGUCUUAUAGAGCAAAAAAUAUGGCAUUGUAUACAUUCUUUAUAUUUGCAGUUAUUCAUUUUCUUCUUUCUAGUGGGUUUUUUGUCUCCUUCUAGCCCUUUUCUGCAGGAUUCUAUCCUUGUACUGAAAUUUCUUCUGACUUCCUUCAUUCAAGAUCUUUCACUGUGUUGAGUUGGGCUCUUUGUUACUUAAGAUCCAUGCGACCUCAGUGGCAUAGAGUGCCUUCUACCAGCUCUGCCUCUUUUUCCAGGUGGCCCAGGUGUACCCCUCUCUGGACAGGGAUAAGCUGACUGCAGUAAUCUACACUCUGGUGAUCUCUGGUGAUAGUUAGUGCAAUGCAGUGUAUGUGGAACUGUCCUUGAAGACAACUCAGAAGCUGCAACUUGUGUAAAAUGCAGAAGCUAGAUUAAUAACUGGGACCCGAAGUUGCAAACACAGGACCGAUUCUGGCCUGCUUACAUUGACUAUGGGCAUGCUUCCAAGCCCAAUUCAAGGUUCUAGUUUUAACCUGUAAAGUCCUUGGGAUCGCAAUACCUGAUGGAUGUCUGAUGCCUUUCUCUGACUGCUACCUGCAAGGGAGGCCUGGAAAGAGGCAAUGGGAUGAAGGCGCUUCUUGCUGGUGGCCCUCCAGUUGUUGAAUGAUCUCUCCACAGAAGCCUGCCUAGCAGCAACUUGUCAUCUUUUCAGUGCCAGUAGUAGCCGCUCUUCUAAAACUUUCAAACCAAAGAAGAAUAUCCCUGAAGGCUCCCACCAGUAUGAGCUGCUGAAACAUGCAGAGGCCACUCUUGGAAGUGGCAACCUGCGGAUGGCUGUCAUGCUACCUGAGGGCGAAGACCUAAAUGAAUGGGUUGCAGUGAACACUGUGGACUUCUUCAACCAGAUUAACAUGCUUUAUGGGACAAUAACAGACUUCUGCACAGAAGAGAGCUGCCCAGUGAUGUCUGCUGGUCCAAAAUACGAGUACCAUUGGGCAGAUGGGACAAACAUAAAGAAGCCAAUCAAGUGCUCAGCACCAAAGUACAUUGAUUACCUGAUGACCUGGGUUCAAGAUCAGCUGGAUGAUGAGACACUGUUUCCAUCCAAAAUCGGUGUCCCAUUCCCAAAGAACUUCAUGUCAGUAGCCAAGACCAUCUUAAAGCGUCUCUUCAGAGUUUACGCUCACAUUUAUCACCAGCACUUUGAUCCAGUGAUUCAGCUUCAAGAAGAGGCACAUCUCAACACAUCCUUCAAGCACUUUAUCUUUUUUGUUCAGGAAUUUAACCUUAUAGACAGAAGAGAACUUGCUCCACUCCAAGAACUGAUUGAGAAACUCACUUCAAAGGACAGAUAAGCAGAAAUGGAUUUGUGCAAAUCACUUGUUUCUUUAAACAGGCGUGUGGAGUUUUAGGGAUUUGGGCUGCAAUCCUUUAUAUACUAAUUGUGAUCUGUGGGACCUAUGCCUGAGUGUGUGGAGGUUUGCAGCCUUUUAAUUUUUUGGUUUUAGUAACUAAAGGAAAUGUGUUCUGUUUUUAUUUGGGCAGCCUAGAUCCAUUCUCUGUGCUUUUAUUAGAAGAACUCCUUUAUCUUUUAGUGAGACACACAGUAAAUGGCUUUCUGUUCUUGUUCAUUGUGUACUUUUUAAAGCAGAUGUCUUGUGUUUAUAAAAGGAAAAAAAAACAUGCUUGUUGAGAAAUGUGACACUGCUGGUUGUAUGAGUUCUGCAUUGCCAGUUGUAGCCCUUAAAGAGACGUAACCUUCUCUAAGUGCCUUGGCAGACUCUCUUCUGAGGUACAAAGCACAUACAAAGAACAUUGCUGGAAAAGAAAACACACAUUGCUACCCAGGACAUUUACUAACACUUGUUAUAUAAAUAUGUGUAAAACUUUUAAAAAGCCAUAACUUCUGUCGGUGAUCUCCAGCUUUUAAUACAAAGCAAAGCCUUUAGUGAUGAAUGAGGGCUAUGGAAGGGGCAUGAGAGAGGGGGGCUCAUUUUUUAUUUCCUGCUCAGAAACCCACACAGUAAGUCUUGCAUCUGUGGAGGACCAAGGAUAACAUGGGGUUAACCACUUGCUUUGUUGCUUAUAUUUUUUCUGCAAGCGUUAAAGUUCAUUUAGAUCAGUCAGCAUGUUUAUUCCAAGGGUCAGUGCCGGUCAAACGAUACUGUAAGCUUUCCUAUUCAAUAAAUUGGCCAUCUUCCAGGAGCAUCAAGUAGAUAACAAAGGGCCAAGUCAAUCACAGGGAACACCAGUAAUGGUAAUAAAGAGCCCUUUUUAAACUUUCCAGUCCACCAUAGUUACUUGAAUCCUGGAAGACUGCUCGGCUAAGUUCCAUGGGUUCCUCAGAUCUUUUUAUAAAUUGCCUGAAUCCAUCGUUACGAUGUGGAGGCCUUGUCAUCACAUUCUUCCUGAGCACACAGUCCCUUUGCGGUCUGUGUUAGAUAACUCUUCCUAUACAGAGUACAGUUGCAUUUUGACGACUUGCUUUUAGGUGCAGUUUAGAUGACUUGGUUUAUUUUUGAUGUAACUUGUCAUUCUUCCUUCCUCAAUUUUUUUUCCUUUGAAUUGAGGAAAAGAGCCAGUAUCAUUUGACCAGUCUUCUAGUAUAGACCACUGCUUGGGGAUGUUCGUGAUAAGAUAUUGUGAAACUCAGGACUUUUCAUUCUGAGAAACUGAAACUGUGAGCCAUCUCUGUUUCCUACACCUUAGUACCAAUCUCAGGUUUUAUUCAGAGUUCUUUGUACAAACACAUCUGACUGGACAUUAGAAAUGUACGAAUUGUUUGAGCAUAUAGUAUUAAAGGAUAAUCACUUUCACCCUUUGCAACACAAUUUGCAUAGACUGAGUGAAAGCAAUGAAUUGGUGUAGAAAAGGUCUUCAUUCUGGAGGACCUGAAGCCCACUUCCCAUAUUAGCACCAUGAUGACCACUUAUUAUAGGUAUAUGCACAAUUCUUAUGCACAGUAUAUGCUUCCAGUUUCUAUGAGAUUGUAUGGAUGCAGUGUGCUUGAAGCACUUCUAUAGGUCUGCAGCAUGUUCUUGAGCAUGAUAAUGGCCUUGAGUUAUAAAUAAUUCAGUUAUAAAGGGAAAAACAAAUUGCCCUCAUCACUUUAUCUGAUUUAUUGAAUUCAUGCUCUUGGCCUUGAAAAUAUAAGUACCGCUUGAUUGUAGUUUAUACAAUCUAUAUGUAGAUUGCAUAUAGACUUAUAAUUCAGCAUGCACACCUAGUAAAAUUAAUAAUCUGGAAUUUGGAUAGUAUCUAAUACCACUCCUGACAUGCUUUGUCACAUGCCACUUUUGUCUGUACUUGCAUUUAGAAGUCUGGCUCACAGUUCUGAAAAAUGAAAGUCCAAGUAGUGCCAAUUAUUACUUAAAUGCCCCAAAGCCUCAUCUAGCAAUUUUAAUUGCUCAUAAUGGAUGCCUAUUGAAAAAAUAAUCCUACCACAUCUCCUGCAGAAAUAUGUUUGGAUCUAGGAACUUUAAAAUAUAUAUUUUUAGAUUUGGUCAUAGUAUAUCACAAUCUUUGUUCUUGAAAUAACAUUCUUUUAGGGACUCUAGUGAAUACAAACAGGGUGUACUAAGUUUCAAGUACUCAUUGAAAAAAGUAUUUAGUAAAAAGUGUUGGUUGGUUUAAUUGCUGAUUUUCUUAUUGGAAACUAAAAUACUGGAGAUCAUUGUCUGAUAAUGCUGUUGGUUAAAUUCUGAUUUCAUUAAACAAGACAAAGGCAUUGGGACUAUGAAGACAAUGUAAUAUGAAUAUUCGUUAUUUGUACUGCAUUGAGAACUGUCCAUUUUUUGGUGGGAAAAUUAUUCACUGUUUGAGGGUAUAUUAAAAUGCAAAUCUAAAAGUUUCCUUAUUUUUCAGCAGAACAAAGAUCUUGAAAGCUGAACAUUAUACUAUCAUUUAAAAAAAAACAAAAAUAUAAUCUGGAUCUAGAGUUUAACUUUAAUGAGAUGCACUGCUUGAUACUGAAUUGCUUUUUUAUAUCAAACAUUGGAUAUUCAGGCCUGGUGAAUACUAGGAACAGAUUUUAUACUCACAGCCAGCCAUUUCUUAACACCAUUUUCCUUCCACAGUGAAGGAAGAGCCUUAGAGCUUCAAAAGGCUGAACUAGUUUUGCCCUUAUUUCAGCUGCUGGUCCUUGGUGAUGUAGUUAUAAACUUCAAGAGGUAAUUGAUCUCUGUUUCAUGACCCUGGGCACUACUAAUGAUCACAAAAGUAGAUGCAAGUCCAUUAAAACCAGUAGUGUUAUACUUUCUUGGGCCAGUCAUUGAUUUGAUUUAGAGGAUUUUACAUUGGUAGGACAAAACUUCAGCAUUACAACAGGAAUCGUAUGUUGGCUUUGCAUAUUCACAUCAGGGAUCCAUGCUAAUUGCAUAAGUAUAAAAAUGUCCCACAUUCUAUUGUUAAGUGGUAGCUGGAUUUUAGAGAGACCAACUUUCCAAAGGACAGGUAGUCUUUUUGCAAGUUCAUGUCAAGUUUUCUUUUACUGCUUACUAUGCAAUGUACAAUUCUCAAUAUCUGUAGUUAAAACAGAAAAACAAACUCUGUUAAUAUUUUGGAACUGAAAUCUCUCUCUCAAGUUCCCUUCACAGGCAAAAGGCCAAUUUGCUGCUAUUGACUCUAAUCUUAACUUCUAAAAAUUUCAUUUCCACAAACCCUUGUCUUGGAUUGCUAUAUGAAGAUAUAAUUGUGCGUGUGGUUUUUUUUUUUUUUUUAAAUAACACUUUUGUUUGGGGAAUAUCUCAAACCAGCAGACUCUUAUUUCCCCCCCAGAAUACUAUAUUACAGGUUAAUGCCAGUUUUCUUAUUGCUAAAUCAUAACAUAAAGAUGGACCUGCCAGUUUUUCAGUUGCAAAGCUCUCAUAUCGCUUAAUAAUUGUUUGACAUUGUAUUUCUUUUAAUAGAUUUUGGGUUUUCUAGACUGCAUCUCUAGAACCAAUAGCCACGUUAGGAGUGAGGUAUUUACAUCUGCGUAAAAGUUUAGUUGGUAUCUUAUUUCUGUCAUUCACACAUGAAGUUUCCUUUUUUAAAAAAUAUAGUUCCCUCCUAAAACUGCAAAUUCAAAUUAUAAAAUACUUUUAUUUGCUUGUAUUUUCCCUCAAGAGCACUGUUCUUUCAAUAGUUUUUCAUAGAUUACUGUAUUUUUAGGGGAAAUUGAUUUUUAUAGCCACUAAACUGUACUCAUUAUUUUUGUACAUGUGCAACUAGAUCAUCUGGGAACACAAAUCUUUUAAAAAGUUACUUGUUUGCAUUUUUAAUACAUUUACUCGCAGAUACCGUGUUGCUAAAUAUUGCCAUCAGAAUUGAUACCUUCUGAUAUGCAGUGGAGAACCAAAAGACUUGAGAAAAGUUUACUAGUAAUCCUGGUACAUGCAGACUGUGGAGAGAACCAUCUAAUUCCUGCUAACUGGCAGGGCCUUAGAUUCAGUGUUGGGGAAAGGAGACCAAAUAGCUUGUACUCUCCUGACGGUGGAAACACACACAAGUACAGGAUGGUUCCUUGAAGUGGCUGCUGAGCAUCUGCCAGGGCCGCAGCUUCCAGUUAGAAUGAAGCAAGUUUUAAACCACUAGCAGAACAGUUCAACAUUGUUAGAAAGUCCUGUUUAAAGUUACAGUUGGUGGUUGUGAGAAGUGGGGUGGGUUGUAUCCUUAUACACAAGAAAACAGCACUUUGGGGAGAAGGCUACAUUUCAACCAUAUUCCUGACUGGCUUUCUAUUUGUGGUGAGUUCUGUUUCAUUUAAGCAUGAAAUCCCACUCAUCCACCCACCCCCAUUUGAAAAAUCCUUACACUCUGCUUCUGCUAAUUGAUUGGAUCCCCUUGUGCUUGGUUUGAUGCUGUAUGUGGGGUUUGCCUUCGUGUCUGAGCUCACCUAAUGACAUAGCUGCUGUCACCCUAAAUUUGACAGCAAGGCUGUCUAUCAGAGGCAAAAAUGUAUUGGAGAUACAAUGCUGUAAUCAUUCCUGUGUCUUUUAAGUAUAUCAAAGUAGCUGGAUUUUAAAAAGGCUUAAAAUACAAAAUGCAACACAGAGACCUGUACUGUAAGCAGACUGUGCCAAUAUUACUUCAGUUUGUAGUCAUUGAUCAAUGCUAGUUUUAAAGGAAAACAGCUUUUGAUUUACAAAAAGCUGAAUAUCUGAAAUUCUGCAACACAUAUAUUGGAAAGAUGUAAAUACUUUAUACAGAUUGUUGUAAGUGAUGGGAUGAAAAAAAUAUAUAAAUACUAGGCUUUUUCAGUAAGGAACUGAAUGCUGUUUAUAAGAAGAAAAAUAAAUAGCUAUGUUUGAUCACAA